GACGUGAUAAAAUACUGCUUCGGUGGGCAACGUGGUAUAAGUGUUCAAGGGCAGGGAUGCCGAAACGUGGGAAAAAGGGAGCGGUGGCAGAAGAUGGGGAAGACCCCAAGACGGAGCCAGAGCCCAAGAAGAGUAAGACGGGAGCAAAGAAAAAUGAAAAAGAAGCAGCAGGAGAGGGCCCUGUUCUAUAUGAGGACCCCCCAGAUAAGAAAACCUCACCCAGUGGCAAAUCUGCCACACUCAAGAUUUGUUCUUGGAAUGUGGAUGGGCUUCGGGCCUGGAUUAAGAAGAAAGGAUUAGAUUGGGUAAAGGAAGAAGCCCCAGAUAUCCUGUGCCUCCAAGAGACCAAAUGUUCCGAGAACAAACUACCCACUGAACUUCAAGACCUGCCUGGACUAUCCCAUCAGUACUGGUCAGCUCCUUCAGACAAGGAGGGGUACAGUGGUGUGGGCUUACUUUCCCGCCAGUGCCCACUCAAAGUUUCUUAUGGCAUUGGUGAGGAAGAACAUGAUCAGGAAGGACGAGUGAUUGUGGCUGAGUUUGACAAGUUUGUGCUGGUAACAGCCUAUGUACCUAAUGCAGGCCGUGGGCUGGUGCGACUGGAGUACAGGCAGCGCUGGGAUGAAGCCUUCCGCAAGUUCUUGAAGGGCUUGACUUCCCAAAAGCCCCUUGUGCUGUGUGGAGAUCUCAAUGUGGCUCAUGAAGAAAUUGACCUUCGCAAUCCCAAGGGAAACAAAAAGAAUGCUGGCUUCACCCCCCAAGAGCGUCAAGGCUUUGGGGAAUUGCUGCAAGCUGUGCCACUGGCUGACAGCUUUCGGCAUCUCUACCCCAACACAGCCUAUGCCUACACCUUUUGGACUUACAUGAUGAAUGCUCGAGCUAAGAAUGUUGGUUGGCGUCUUGACUACUUUUUGUUGUCCCACUCUCUGUUACCAGCAUUGUGUGACAGCAAAAUCCGUUCCAAGGCCCUGGGGAGUGAUCACUGUCCCAUCACCCUAUAUCUAGCACUGUGACACCUCCUCUAGAUCACUUUGGGAAAUAGGUCUCUAAAACUACCAUUCCUUCUUCACUCUCUAGCACUGUGUUUUUCAUCCAUAAGAAUAAUGUAUCUUCCAACCAGGAUCCUAUGACAGAAUUAGGUUUCUUUUAAGCUCAAAAUUUGGUUUCUGUUUUGUGGGUUUUUUUCUUUUUUUUUUUAAAUAACAUUGAACAAAGGCUACUGAUUAUUCCUACUUCUGUUGAGCUAUCCACAUGGAAAAUAAAAAGCCAUAGUUUCAGCCUU
Otolemur garnettii (small-eared galago) is the source of this 1282-nucleotide messenger RNA. It is a transcript of the gene APEX1, whose product is annotated as apurinic/apyrimidinic endodeoxyribonuclease 1. The transcript is spliced from 4 exons. Gene Ontology annotation, molecular function: phosphoric diester hydrolase activity; DNA binding; DNA-(apurinic or apyrimidinic site) endonuclease activity. Lineage: Eukaryota; Metazoa; Chordata; Mammalia; Primates; Galagidae. The coding region runs from base 57 to 1013 and encodes 318 amino acids. Gene Ontology annotation, cellular component: nucleus. Gene Ontology annotation, biological process: base-excision repair. The record is from RefSeq and is a predicted model, not a curated record.